AUGAGAAUCAUGGCUGCGUGUGCCUUGUCACGUGCAGCAGCAGCAGACAGACGCAGGCUUCAUCAGGCCACUGCCCGCAGCAGCAACGGCAGCUGCAGCAGGACGAGCAGCAGCAGCAGCAGUAGCAGCAGCAGCAGAAACAGCAGCUACUCCAACAGGGGGGAGAAGAAAAGGCCACAGAGGAGCCCCUCCUUAGAACUGCUACAAAGGGGAACUGCGCGGAUACGGGCGUUGCUGCGUCGAGGCCGCAGCAGGAGAAAAGAAGCUGCUGUUGCUGAUUCUCCUGCUGCUGCUGCUCUGGCCCCUUCUGCUCGCAUUGCUGCAUCUCCCGCUGCUGCUCUGGCCCCUUCUGCUCGCAUUGCUGCAUCUCCCGCUGCUGCUGCUGGCGUUGCUGGUCCCAUUUUACUCAGCAGCAACGAACAAAAGCUGCGUCAACUAGGGCACUGCGCGGUGUCUCAGGAGCGUUUGCCCUCAGGGUCAGGUAUAGUAGGUAUUCCAAAGGCCCCAGGAGCUGCUGCUGCUGCUGCUGAGAGCAGCAGAAGCAGCAGCAGCAGGAGCAUAACCCAUUGCAGUUCCCCGCUGCGGAUAGAUGUACUUGAGCCAGUGCAGAGAGGCGCUAAAAACUCCCGAACGCAACUUUGCGAAAAUGGCAACGCUGUAGCUGCUGCGGCUGCUGCACGUGCUGCUGCUGCUGCGCAUGUUGCUGCUGCUGCGCUGGCUGCUGCUGCUGUGACGCCGGGAGAAUCGUCUCUGCCCGCACUUGUCGAGUGCAGCGGCUUCCCGCAGACUCUUCUGCACCACCGAGCUGCUGCUGAUGCUGCUGCCGUUAUUCCUUUGGCGCCUGAAGUGGCUUGCACCGCUGUAGAGCAACUGCAGCAGCAACUGCAGCAGCAGCUGCAGCAGCAGCUGCUGCAGCAGAAAAAACAAGAACAACAGCAGCAUCAACGUGUUCUGCAUGCCUUCUCACUACAACGUGAGAGAACCCUGGAAGAGUUACAGGACUCAUCGCCCGGUGCGCCAACUGCUUCUGCUGCUGCUUCCCCUACUGCAUCUGAUGCUGUUUCAGUUAAUACUGCUGCUGCCAAUGCUUCUAACACUGCUGCCUCUGCAGUUUAUGCGUCCCUAAAAGCAAGCAUGGCCGCAUCCACCUCGAUCUGCUGCACAAGAGCAGCACGACGGACAGAAGAGAACCCCAAGGAAGUGCUGGCGGCUGUUGCAGCUGGCGGACCAGGUGCAGCAGCAGACGAACAAACGCAGCAAGUGCAACAGCAACAGCAGCAACAGCAGCAGCAACAGCAACAACAGCAACAGCAGCAACAACAGCAGCAACAGCAGCAGCACCAACAACUAAGAGAUACUCCAUCACAUGCAGGUGCUGCGUGUGAGGUGCUGUCGCCAAGGAAGCUUGGCGGGUUGUGUACAAGCAGCAGUGGCGGCAGCAGGAGUAGCAAACACUACAACAGCAGCAGCAACAGCAGCAGCAGGAGCCACUGGGAAGGUAACUGCGGGACUGCAGCAUUGCGGUUGAAAAUUUGCAUGCGCUUGCGCGAGCAGGCGCUGUUGCUGCAGCAGCUGGAAGAGAGGUUUCUGCUCAGGCAGCAGCUCCUCAAUGCUGAUCGGUACGCAAAGGGGUUGCGGUGUAUGUGCAGCUGCAGCAGCAGCAGCCGCAGCAAGACAAACAAGAACUCAUCAAUACGUGAAGCUCAGCCAGACGCAGCAGAAGGGGUGCCCGCAGAUGGCACCGGCAGCAGCAAAUCAACAGAGUUAGGGGGGAGUGUGCCUCAGUCACCCCUGCAGCAGCAGCUGCAGCAGCAGUUGCAGCAGCAGCAGCAGCAGGGCGUGAAACUCUUGCAGACCCUGCAGCAACUAGAGAGGGAGGAUACUGCAGAGGGCGUUGGGUUCGCUCAAGUGAGCAAGGGGGUGUGCAGCAGCAGCAGCAACAGCUACAGCAACCAACGCAAAAUCCAAGAAGUGGCGGCCCACGGGGCUGCAUGCAUCAUGCCUUACCAACCGAGUGCAGAGUAUCUUGGAGGGUCAGCAUUAGCAGCAGCUGCUGCAGCAGGACUAUCAGCAAUGCAUUCAGCAGCAGCAAAGCAAGAAGCAGCAGCAAGAGCUGCACUGGCAUGCAAGACCGCUGCACCACCGCUCCCUCCACGAGGGUUUGACAGCCCUCCACUCAAGGCAGCCUUAGCAGCGGCGGGCGACUCGGCAAAGCAGCAGCAGCAGCAGCAGCAAGAUGUAGAGAUUUCAGUCUCUGCAGAGCCCCUGCAGCAUGCAGUGGCAGCCGCUGAAGCUACGACCCGUGCAACAUCCGCCUCCGUCUUCAGGCGGGGGCCAGAGCUUGCAAGCACGGAAUGCAGCGAGGCAGUAGCAGUAGCGGCAGCACCUGCUGUUGCUGCAGCAACACAAGCACAUGGAACUGUUCGCCUGAGUGUGCCUGACGGCUCUAGCAGCAGCAGCAGCAGCAGCAGCAGCACCCUCAGCAGCAGCAGCAACAGCGGCAGACCAGGGGGCCCUGGCUGCGUGUGUCAGUGCCGCUGCGGAUUCCUCAGGCAGCGACGAAUGUUUGCGCUGCCUGGAGAGACGCUGCAGGCAGCAGAGGCAGCAGCAGGAGCCAAUGCAACAGCAGAAGCAACAGCAGCAACAGCAGCAACAACAACAACAAUAACAACAACAGCAUCAGACCGCUCAAGUGAAUCCGAUCGGAAGCCUCUGUUGCAUCCCCGAGUAAAUUACCUAAGCAGCAUAUGCUCUACUUUGGCAGCAGCAGCAAGAACAGCAGCAGUGCCAGUACCAGCAGCAGCAGCAGUAGCGUUGGCAUGCGCAUAUGUUCUAAGAUACCUGCUGCAUGCAGUGAUGAGGUGGUUCAUCUACAUAUUUGGGUGUGCUGCUGCGAAUGUGUAUUUGCUGCUGGUGCCGCUGCAGCGGGCGCUCCCCCAGCCUCUUCAUUCGCCCAAGCAGUCCCAGACAGCGGGUCUUCUCUGGGGGCUGUUGCAGCACGAGCUGCAGCAGAAGCUGCAGCAGCAACAGAAAGUCUUGCUCCAGGAGCACAACAGCGACCGGACAGCAGCAGUAGCAGAAGCAGCAGCAGCAGUGCAGCAAGCCCUGCACCUGGUUAAGAACGCAGAACAGGCUUUGUUGGGAUCCGAAGCAGCCCACGAGUUGCUGCCACAGGCCCAUUAUUACAGCAACAAAGCCAACGACGACGCGUUGCAGCAACUGAAUCCUGCUGCUGCUGUUUCUGCUGUUGCUGCCGCUGCUUCCGAUGUUCCAGAAAAGCAGCAAUGGGAAGCCUGCCCUCAUGCGACACCAGCCAGGGCGGCACGAAGCCCCAGAAGCACCAAAGAAAGUAGCAGCAGCAACAGCAGCAGCAGCGGCAACGGCGAAUUGCAGCGGCGGCGGAAGGAGUUGAACAGGGACCUUGGAGGCUCUGCUGAGCAGCAUUCGUCUGUUCGAGUGUUGGCACAGCAGCACCACCCACAGCGCAUGCACAAAGCAAUCUUCCCGAUGACCCCGGAAGGAGCAGCAGCAGCUGGUGUUGCUGCUGCUGCUCCUGCUCCCCCCCCUGCUGUUGCUGCUGCAGCGAGCAUCCCUGCGCCUCAGCAGCAGCGCCGCAAGGCCCCGAGCUGCGGCUCCCAAUUACUCUUAUCUGAACCCCCUGCCCCUCAGCCUGUGCCUCUGAGGAAGUUAGGGGGGUCUUGUUUAGAGUUGGAAGGGAGCAUUGCUGCACAAGAGGAGCUCAUGCAGCUGCGAGGUGCUGCUUUCCUCAGAAGCACUCCCGCUGCUGUGAUGCCGACGCUGCACACUGCAGCAGCUGCAGCAGCAACAGCAGCAGCAAUAGCAGCAACGGCGCCGUCUCCCCCCUGCAGACAAACGGCCCAUCAGCAGCAACACAGCCACCCUACACUCACGGUCCCAGUCAUGAACAGACUAGGGGAGGAAGCUCCACAGGAAGAUGCUGGUCGUGCUGUUGUUGCUCCUAGCGCUGCUGCUGCGGCUGCUGCUUUUGCAGUUGAGGAGCAACCAGCUAGGUUCGCCGUCCACAGUGACCUUUCGUGCUGCACACUGCUGCCCAGCAGCAGCAGCAGCAGAAUCGGAAGCCUGGUAGCCACUACUGUGACGGAAGUUCAAUCUCCGACCCCUCAGCAACAGGAUCAACUACAGCAGCAGCAACAACAGCGGCAGCAACAGCCUCACCAGCAACAACUGGGAAGCCAGAGGCUGCCGAACAGGGUACAGGAGCUCAACGAUCCCAUGCAGUUGCUUCGCGUGACCCAUAGGCUGCAACCGCAGCAGCAGCAAAUGUUGCAGCUGCUGCAGCAACACCAACAACUGUGCGCUGGGAGGAUUCAAAGGGUUCCCUUGACGUAUUGUAGGGCUUCUUCUGGAGAGGUACGGCCGUCGUCACGUCCCCACCUACAGGAGGAAAAGGAACAGCAGCAGCAACAACAACAGCAGCAACAGCAGCAGCAGCAGCAGCAGCGCAUCCUUUCCCCCCAGCAGCAGCCUUAUCCCCUACAGCAGCAGCAACAGCAGCAGCACUCUCAACCGCGAAGGCGAGCUCAUGGCCUAACAAAGACCCAUGAAGCGGGUUCCCCGCUGCAGCCGGUGAACGCAGCAGCUGCUACCAACACUGCAGCACCAGUGCCCCCAACACACCGCAGCACAGGCGAUGCUCUCUACAGCAGACAGCCUGUUUGCUGCCGCUCUCGGGGAGAGUCAUACGCGCCUACUGCUACGGGAGGGAAGCUUCCGCACUCCGCCGCACAGCAGCAGCAGAGGAAGCAGCAGCAGCAAACUCAGGAUGAACUGUGGCGCUGCGUAGACCGCAGUAGAGAACGCCACGAAGAAAGGCACUUAUGGCGCCCGCAGGCAGGCAACCGCCAACAGCAGCAGCAGCUGCAGCCGCAGCAGCAACACCAACACAUGGUUUCGUGCGGCGAAAAUGCAGCUGCCUACCGCCAAGUGCAGCAGACAGUGCAAAUACGGAGUGCAUCAGGUGUUGCAGAAGCCCCGCAGGCGAUGGGUGCAAUCAGGCGGAGGAGGAGCAGCUGCAGCAGCAUUCAAAGCGGCAGCAACACACAAACCCCACGGACAGGAAACAGGGAGUCCGUGCCUGCACACCCUAGACAAGGGAGCUAUCGUUUUAGCUGGACAAUGAAGAACAGCUCCCCAAUAGCACCUGCCGCUGUUGGGGCUGCAGGCGUGGCAGCAGCAUGUGCUGGAGCCAUUGCAGGCGCUGCAGCGGCAGCUCGUCAAGGGAAACUGCCGCGUGCAGCACCCCCAGGCAAAGGUGACGGACUGACAGGAAUUCAGUGCAGCAAGCGCCGCACUUUGGCAGAGAGAGCAGCGAGAAGGGCCAGGCGCAUAGUACGUGAGGAGUUCUUCGGGGCUGAUGAAGCGUGA
Messenger RNA from Eimeria acervulina, 5406 nucleotides. RefSeq lists its product as hypothetical. Lineage: Eukaryota; Apicomplexa; Conoidasida; Eucoccidiorida; Eimeriidae. The coding region runs from base 1 to 5406 and encodes 1801 amino acids. Gene Ontology annotation, cellular component: nucleus. The record is from RefSeq and is a predicted model, not a curated record. Gene Ontology annotation, biological process: regulation of apoptotic process. The transcript has a single exon.